AGGAAGAAGAUUUGGGUGAAAACUUGUGGUUUUCCGGCACCCUUCGCUUGCUCAGGGGAGGAUAAGAGGAGAGAGGGCUUCGAGGCAUGUGAUGGAGCGGCUGCGGAUACCACCCGUUCCGAUUCUUGGAGGAAGGAUGGUUCCUUUUCUCAGGCACUACCGUGUCUUCGGAACUCAUCGUCCCUUAAUAAAAACAGCUGGGAGAAACCAGAACCUGAAUGGGGGUUGCUCUGCGCAGUGUGCGGCAAAUGGCAGUGGAACCUCUGUCGUCUCUGACGGAAAUGGUGCUCGGAAGGAUUCUGCUUUGCCGGAUAGUUUGCUUUGCGAUGCCCGUGUUCUCUACUGUGCAUCUCCUGCAAUGGGUCAUAACAAGGAAUCACAUCCAGAAUCAAACAAAAGAGUGCCGGCAAUAGUUGAUGCUCUUGAAAAAUUGGAACUUACGCCCAAGCAUCGCGGUUCGCAGGUUCUUGAAAUUCAAAAUUUCUACCCUGCUUCACUUGAUGAUGUUGCGAGAGUUCAUUCAAGAACAUACAUUACUGGACUAGAAAAGGCUAUGAGCAAGGCUUCGGAUGAAGGUUUGAUAUUCAUCGAAGGAACUGGACCAACAUAUGCUACACACACUACUUUCCAAGAAUCACUUCUUUCAGCUGGUGCUGGAAUUACAUUGGUUGAUUCAGUGGUUGCAGCAUCAAAGCUGGGCCCAAGUCCACCCCUUGGAUUUGCACUAGUAAGGCCACCAGGACAUCAUGCUGUUCCUGAAGGUCCCAUGGGCUUUUGUGUCUUUGGGAACAUUGCGGUUGCUGCAAGGUAUGCUCAGCAUCAACAUGGAUUAAAGCGAGUAAUGAUUAUAGAUUUUGACGUUCACCAUGGCAAUGGUACGUGUGAUGCCUUUUAUGACGAUCCAGACAUUUUCUUCCUCUCAACGCAUCAGCUAGGAAGCUAUCCCGGUACUGGCAAGAUGAACCUAAUUGGUCAGGGCAGUGGUGAAGGGACAACACUGAACCUGCCACUGCCCGGUGGUUCAGGUGAUUAUUCAAUGAGGUGUGCGUUUGAUGAGGUCAUUGCUCCAUCAGCGCAGCGGUUCAAGCCCGAUAUCAUCCUCGUUUCAGCUGGCUACGAUGCACACGUGCUGGACCCUCUAGCUGGGCUGCAAUUCACGACGGGCACUUUCUACAUGCUAGCGUCAAGCAUCAAGGAGCUAGCCAGGGAGCUCUGUGGUGGCCGUUGUGUCUUCUUCCUGGAAGGCGGGUACAACCUGCAGUCUCUCUCGAGCUCUGUCGCCGACACCUUCCGAGCGUUUCUCGAUGAGCCCAGCCUCGCCACACAGUUCGACGACCCAGCAGUACUGUAUGAGGAGCCAACGCGGAGGAUCAAGGAGGCGAUCGAGAAAGUUAGGCAUCUCCAUUCGCUCUAGAGUAUGCGUCGGAGAUCGGGGGAUGAGCUGAAGAAGUGAAGACUGAAGAUGCCACCGCUAGCUGCUUACGUACUACGUCUCCUGGUGUAGUGUGUAUAUAUAUUUGGAAGAUCUGCUUUCUGGUCAUUUGGACUUGGCUUUUUUUUAGAUCACAGGUUUAAAUAAAGUUGAGUCAUUUAGACUUGGGCUAAUUGUUGUGGAAUGCAUGUUUUGAACUGAUCAUACACGCACAGAAGACAGAACUCUGUAUUUUAGGCAUACAUCUGUAUGUAUUUCUGCGGAUCCUAGAUAGAGUUGUGUGUGUAAAGUGUGCAUAUGUGUGUAAUAAUUAAUUUGUUAUGAUCAUAUACUCAAUUACGUGAGGUUAGGCAGUA
Messenger RNA from Lolium rigidum, 1788 nucleotides. RefSeq names its product histone deacetylase 10, chloroplastic-like. Lineage: Eukaryota; Viridiplantae; Streptophyta; Magnoliopsida; Poales; Poaceae. Gene Ontology annotation, biological process: chromatin organization. The transcript is spliced from 9 exons. The record is from RefSeq and is a predicted model, not a curated record. Gene Ontology annotation, molecular function: histone deacetylase activity. Bases 92 to 1414 code for a protein of 440 amino acids. Gene Ontology annotation, cellular component: histone deacetylase complex.